UGUUGAAGUCCUCGGUGACCAGCAGCUCACUGUAGUGAGCUCUCAGAGACACUUUAGCCCACAACUUUUUCACAUCCUCCGCGCUCAGUGUCUGCCGCUUUAAAAAGAGGAAAAAGUAGACAUUUUAUCUCAGUUUGAGACACAUUUGAUCUAUUCUUUCAGGCCAGACUAGACGUGUCGCGCAACAUCCCCACCACCUUUCGUGUUUCUCCCCCUCCGGCAAUCAAACAGUCUGGAUCUUUAACGGGAAAAACAACUCUCUUUGGUGGUCUGUCUGCUGAAUAUUAGGACAAGAUGUGGAAGGAGGUAUGAGCUGACUGAUAAUGAGGUUUAUCUGUGCCUCUAUCAGACACGCUGUGAGGUGCUGUGGUCGUGGAUUCAGCCUGCUCGGUCAUCGCGCUGAAGGGGAUAAUUUGGGAGAAGUCGUGUGAAGCACAAAGAGCUUAUUAACGCCGAGGAUACAACAAGUUUGAAGCAUGCAGCUCCCGUGCUGACAGAGGACUGGUGUUGGAGAGAAAAUACAGCACCGAGGUUUGCUUUUGACUCCUGUUUUUACGAUCAGGCGUACACCACAAACAAAGUUGGACAAUUAGGAGAACUUUCCAGUCUGUGGUAAUAAAACUAUUUCCGCAGUUUCCGCCCUGUGGACGCGCUUUUACAGUCAAAAUCGACUGAUAACCGCACUUAGCUAAAGUGUAUUUUUCUACUGCAGUGAUUUGACCACAGUGCGAGGCUCUCUGAACUGAAGUCCACUUUAAAUGCGGACUGGUUUGCGGUCAGGGAGUGCACAGCAGAGCUGCCAGUGCCAAUUGAUUUUUAAUUCAAGGCAACACAGAAGACUGUUUACUUUUUCCUCAUUUUUAACUCAAACAUUAUGGAGCUGACAUACUGGAGCAUUCUCCUGCUGGGGUGCAUCCUCCUGGAGUGGCUUUUCAUGGCUUCUGCAGAGGAAGAGGUCCUGAUGAACACAAAGACCGAGACUUCUGAUCUCAGAUGGACCAUCUACUCAAACACCAAACCUGAGUGGGAGGAGGUGAGCGGUUUAGACGAGGAGAACAACAGCGUGAGGAUUUAUCAGAUCCUGCAGACGAACAGCUCGUCCAGCCACUGGCUGCGCAGCGGCUUCAUCCAGCGACGGGGAGCGUCUCAGGUUUACGUGGAGCUGCGCUUCACCAUGAUGGAGUGUUCUUCCAGGAGCACCCACCACCGCAGCUGUAAGGAGACGUUUAACCUGUACUACUACCAGGCCGACUCAGACGAGGCCACAUAUACCUACCCACCCUGGAUGGAGAACCCCUACAUCAAGGUGGACACGGUGGCUGCCGACUUUCUCCUGAGGAAGGACGGGGAGAAGAAAUUCAAUGUGAAGACCUUAAGGCUAGGCCCUCUUACUAAGAGAGGCUUCUACUUGGCUUUCCAGGCUCAGGGCGCCUCCAUGGCCCUACUGUCUGUUAGGGUGUUUUUUAAGAAGUGUCCUCCUCUGGUCAGCGCCCUGUCGUCUUUCUCUGAGACAGUCCCACGCACUCUAGUGCAGGAGGCGCAGGGUGUGUGCGUGGAGAACGCUGAGCAGCAGGGGCCCAGACCCCGGCCGCCUAAGCUCUUCUGCGGGGAGGACGGCCAGUGGGUGGGCCAGCCGACGACCUCCUGUGCCUGCAAAGCAGGGUUUGAGCCAGCUGAAGGCAACACAAGAUGCACAGCCUGUCCUGUGGGUCAGUUCAGGUCCGGCACAGAGGAACAGUGCACCGGCUGUCCAGGUUUCAGCCACGCCACCACCAGGGGUUCAUCCGUGUGUGCAUGUCGGCCUGGAUACUUGCGUGCAGAAACAGAUGCUCCUGAUACACCAUGCACUAGACCUCCAUCGGCGCCACGAAGCAUCGUCACCCAGAUCAACGACACAACGCUCAGUCUGGAGUGGAACAGGCCUCUGGAUAACGGCGGCAGAACAGACCUGACCUACGCCGUCAGAUGCUCCGUGUGCCGCUCACCGAAGGGGCCGUGCCUCCCAUGUGGAGACAGCGUCAGCUACCGACCCGCGCAGCAUGGCCUUUUGGGUCGCAGGCUGGAAGUGUGGGGCCUGCUGCCUCACACUACGUACGCCUUCACAAUCCAGGCGCUCAACGGGGUCUCUCAGCUCAGCGGCAAGGACCCUGCCAGCGAAAGUGUCAACAUUACUACAAGCCAUGACGUGCCGUCACUGGUGUCUGUGAUUCGGAAGAGUGACUCCACAGAGAGCAGUCUGACUCUGCACUGGUCGGUCCCAGCUGAGCCUCACUACACCAUCCUGCAGUACCAGAUCCGCUACUGUGAGAAGGAUCGCCGAAUUGAAGAUCAGUGCCACUACACAGAGAGUAACAGGAACCAGGCAGUGCUGACCGACCUCCGCAGGGCCACCCAGUAUGAGGUGCAGGUUCGGGUGCGCACAAUGGCUGGAUAUGGCAGCUUCAGCCCUACAGCUGUCUUCCGCACACUCCCUGAUGGACAAGACGCCGCCUCCCAGUUCUUGGUUCCCGGCAUCCUUAUCGCUGUCGGGAUGCUGCUGCUUGUCACUUUCGUCUUUGUGGCCGCCUACUGCAUACGCAGACACAGCCGACUGAAGGAUCCAGAGCUGGGCGACAAAAACAACCAAUACCUCAUCGGCCAAGGGGUCAAGGUUUAUAUUGACCCCUUCACCUAUGAGGACCCUAAUGAGGCAGUACGAGAGUUCGCCAAGGAGAUUGAUGUUUCUUUUGUCAAGAUUGAAGAGGUUAUCGGUGCUGGAGAGUUCGGGGAGGUGUGUCGGGGACGGCUAAGGGUCCCAGGGAAAAAAGAAAACUACGUAGCAAUUAAGACACUAAAAGGAGGCUACACUGAUAAACAAAGACGCGAUUUUCUGUCAGAAGCCUCCAUCAUGGGCCAGUUCCAGCACCCAAACAUCAUCCACCUGGAGGGCAUCAUCACAGCCAGCUGUCCAGUCAUGAUCCUCACAGAAUUUAUGGAGAACGGAGCUCUGGACUCUUUUCUACGGCUGAACGACAGCCAGUUCACGCCCAUCCAGCUGGUGGGAAUGCUGCGCGGCAUCGCCUCGGGCAUGAAGUACCUGGCAGAGAUGAGCUACGUGCACCGCGACCUGGCUGCCCGCAACAUCCUUAUCAACAGCAACCUGGUGUGCAAGGUGUCUGACUUUGGCUUGUCUCGCUUCCUGCAGGAGAAUUCUUCUGACCCGACGUACACCAGCUCUCUGGGAGGUAAGAUCCCAAUCCGCUGGACAGCACCAGAAGCAAUCGCCUUCAGAAAGUUUACCUCAGCCUCAGAUGUGUGGAGCUACGGCAUCGUCAUGUGGGAGGUCAUGUCUUUUGGAGAGAGGCCGUACUGGGACAUGAGCAACCAGGAUGUAAUCAAUGCCAUAGAGCAGGACUACAGGCUGCCCCCACCCCCUGACUGUCCCACCCACCUGCACCAGUUGAUGCUGGAUUGCUGGCAGAAGGACCGCUCUUCCCGCCCUCGCUUCGCUGACCUGGUCAGUGCUCUGGAUAAGCUGAUCCGUAACCCUGCAUCCCUGAAAAUAGUGGCCCAAGAAGCAGGAGGGCCGUCCUACCCCCUGCUGGACCAGCGCGCACCUUUAGCCCUCUCGUCAUGUGCAUCAGUGGGGGAAUGGCUCAGGGCCAUCAAGAUGGAGCGCUACGAAGACAGCUUCCUGCAGGCCGGCUUCAACUCAGUGGACCAGCUGUCCCAGAUCACCACACAGGAUUUGCUUCACAUGGGAGUAACUUUGGCUGGGCAUCAGAGGAAAAUUCUCACCAGCAUCCAGACAAUGACCUUUCGGAACAAGAGCACUACAACUGUGACCUUCUAGCUCGCCCGUCUCCUGACCUGGACGUGACCACCAGCGCACAGGAGCAGCUGUAUACCGAGAGCACUCUGGGUCAUCUCUUGUGACCCAUGGACUCUGAGAGAGAUUGGCCGAAUUUCUUAAUCACGAGGAAAAAAAAAUAUAAAAAAAAAAGAACAAAGAGGACCUUUGGAUCAGGAUGAGCGAGUCUCUUCCAACAGUGACCAUGAGGCUGAAGUGACGUAAAGAAAACAGACCAAUUUUUACAGUUUGUGGUCAGUGUUUUUAUAUCUUCCUCGAAGUUAUGACCCAAUUGUGCUAAACAAAGAGGACAGAGUUUACAACAUUUGUGUAUUAUCAUGUCAAUUUAAAAACUGGCAGUUGACUGGAUUGUUGUACCUAUUAAAAAAAUUACUCAGCCAAAGGAGAGAAGAAAUGCCAGUGCCAGUCCAAGGAUUUCAGUGUUCAUAUUGUUGUCUAAUUAUGAAUGCUUUCAUCCUGGGUGUCUCACAUUAAAUUCCAUCUGGAUUACAUACACUUCCACAUCAAGAGUGAACAUUUUAACCGUUGGAUUUUGCUUCCUUAUCAUUUGGAUUCAACAUUACCUCCUCUUAACUCAGGUGUGAUGUGUAACAGAGACUUUGGAGAGUGUUGUUUCUUGGCAUCAACGGAUUUAUCUUCCAUUGUUUGGCUCUCCAUUUCCAGCUCCACAUGUGAAGCGAAGAAAGACACAAAAACAUAUCAGCACUUUUAUCAUUUCAAAGUGAUUUGUAAUCUUCGGUAACUCCAUGUGUUCCUUGUGGAGUGUGGUUGGGUAUUUCUGCUGCCUGUGUUUCUGCUGGCAGCUCACUUUCAUCAAAGUCAGACUGAACAAGGACCAAGUGGACUCAGAGACCAGAGAACACUGUAGAAUUGGUUUUCUUCCUUCAUAUUUCCUAAGGAAGCAAUCUGGCCUCAGACUUGUUUGUCUUGAUAUAACGGAUACAUUUUUAAUUCUUAUGCUGUAUUCUCCAUCUUCCAGUGCCAUUCAGAUCUUUGUGUACUUUAAUGCCAUUUUUAUAAAGCAGAAAUCUUUUAUGAGUGA
This is a messenger RNA of Cheilinus undulatus (humphead wrasse), 4892 nucleotides long. RefSeq names its product eph receptor B4a (gene ephb4a). The coding region runs from base 875 to 3832 and encodes 985 amino acids. The transcript has 17 exons. Gene Ontology annotation, molecular function: ATP binding; protein binding; transmembrane-ephrin receptor activity. Gene Ontology annotation, cellular component: neuron projection; plasma membrane. Lineage: Eukaryota; Metazoa; Chordata; Actinopteri; Labriformes; Labridae. Gene Ontology annotation, biological process: central nervous system projection neuron axonogenesis; cell surface receptor protein tyrosine kinase signaling pathway; axon guidance. The record is from RefSeq and is a predicted model, not a curated record.